GACGCUUAUAGAAUUCCAUCGCACCCCGGCACAGAAGCCCUGCUUGCCACAGCCUGUGUGCCCAGUCAUUAGAAUGCAAAAUGGGAUGUUUCCCUAAGUGUGGAAGAGAGCAAAGGUGGAGCAGAACAGUGGUUGGACAUGAUAAAUGGCAGUUUAACUAAUCUGCAGAUGAGCAGACCUGAGCAAUAACAACAGACUAAAAGGGUAAUUAUAAGAAUUGAACUGACUGGGAAGGAAUAUCUAAGCUAAGUCAAGAUGGCAGAAAUUGCAACAGCACUUGAGACUGAAAGCAGCACAGUGCUGGCACCAGCGGUGGACAUAAGCGAAGGAGUAACUGUGGAGGCCCUGCAGACCCUGGAAGAACCACUGGGUCAAGCUGCUCUGGUCAUGACUGAAGGAGAUGACUCUGUGUUUUACAGCGAAGAUGAAGAAAUUCCACAGGAAGUGUCCAGUAAGCCUGUAGGGUCUCCAUCUUCCCCCCAAAUUCAGAAUUCAGGAGCAGAAGAGUUAGUGCAGUCUCUGAGUCACAGCACUGUGCUAAGAGAAGCAGACUCUAUGCAUCACAGUGGUGCCAUGCUGGGGGAGGAGGAGAGGUUAAUGGAGAAUAAGGCGAAUCAUGUUUCAUAUUUAGCACUUGUUCAGGAAAUGGAGGAUGAGACUGAAACAGCAUCUAAAAACAGCCCUGUCCACAAUGAAGAGCCCUCAAAACUACAGUGCGCAGUGUCUGCUAGAGCUGAGACUGCGCCAGUGCCUAUUCAGGACAACAAGCAGAUAGAAAAGAGCCUACAGGCACACAAGAUGACUGAGAAUCCAUCAGACCUGCAAUCGGGCCAGGCGUCAGAAACACAGGAGAGAGACACAGCAAGAGCAGAUGGAAGCCCUGCCACAGCUGAAGGGCAUGAAGACAUGGAGGAGCUGGCCGUAGACAACGAAUCAUCUGACCACUCGCGCCAAGCAAAGUAUGGAACGGUCUCACACAGGCGGAUUCGCCGAGGUCUUGCGCGACAGAGGAUUGAGGAGUUUGAGGCCAUGAUGCAACUCUGAAAAUGUGCUGAAGGGCCUUAAGGAAAUGUAGGUUCAAGGACCAGACUGUGACUGAAUAUGCUUGAGCUGCAAUAGCUUUUCGAACAAAAGAGACUUUUGUUAUUUUCCUGACUGACUUGUUAAGACAGUAAAUGUUUUUGUUGCAUUUAAUAGGUCAAUUUUACUGAAUAACCCAGUUUCCCUUGUAUGAAGGCACAGUGAGCUAUUACGACUGGAUUUCUGAGCUGAGAAAUAUGAGGAAAUACUAGGUUAAUUAAACGCUGAAACACUACGAGACUAAACAAAUAAGAGGAUGAAGGCACACAAUCCUCCAAACAAAAGACUCAUUACUGGCAUAUUUGUACAGCUAAGUCUAAGCUCAUGCAACAAGUGACUUCAUACUGCAGUUUGGCUACACUCUUAACACGUGUGCUUUCAUCCUGUACGCUCAUGUGCAUAAAUAUUAUCAGACUGAACUUUGAUAUAAAGUAAAGUAUCUGCAAAACAUGGCCAACUUAAUAUUUAUAAAUUAAACAGACUGGAAGGACAAUAAUCACUGCUGUGGAAUAGAUUUCUAUCAGCUUACUCUGUAAGAAGGUAACAAUAAAAGAGAACAGCAUAAUAUGAAUACAACAACAUCUACACUUGGCUAUCAGUCUGGCUAUCAGUCCUUUCAGUGGCAUGAGUUAUAUUUAAACUGACAUUCAGUUUGUCUGUACAUUAUUGGACAAUUAUGUUUUUUUGUUGUUUUAUAACUCCAGCUUAUUGGAUUUCAAAUGAAAGUGACUGUGAAAUUAAAGUACAGUGUGUCAGCUUUACUAUCUAUGGGUAAAGGAAUCAGAACUAAUUUCACUAUAAAAUAAAUAAACAUAAUGGAUGAAAAUGC
Molecule: messenger RNA, 1909 nt
Organism: Pygocentrus nattereri (red-bellied piranha)
Lineage: Eukaryota; Metazoa; Chordata; Actinopteri; Characiformes; Serrasalmidae
Exons: 2
Coding region: 256-1044 (262 amino acids)
Biological process (GO): actin filament organization; regulation of cell shape
Molecular function (GO): actin filament binding
Source: RefSeq, a predicted model, not a curated record